AUUUUUCUCGGGUUCAGCCCCCCCUGGGCCUUCCUGGGAAAUUAAAGGAGCCUCCAAUCUCUCUUUAUUUGUUAUAGCCUCCAUGGCUAAUUCUUGCAGGUCCUCUUCAGUUUGAGGGGCAUUUUUACUGUUAAUUUUAUCCACAUACUUGUUAUAGUUAGCUUCAGCUAUAGUGGCUCUAACCCGCUCUUCAGCUUUGAACAAAUCUAUUUGAUUGUCAUAAUUUUCUAGAACAAUGCCUAUAUCUUUCAUAACAGUAGACAGGUUUUCAUUAGAUUCAUUAUUCAGAAUGAGAAAAGGAUUUGGACGUGAAGUACCUUGUAGCUGAUUUUUCUCACGAGCUCUUUUGGUGGCUUUCUCAAGUAUGGGAAUUCCAUCUCUGGCAAUUCUCGAGCUGGCUCUUGUAGCUAUCACUGGAAAGUUCCUUCUACUUUUUUUCUUCCCUUUCUUGCUUAGUGCCUUCUCCCAUUCAUGUUCACCAUCUUCUUCUGUGUGAUAAAGCUCAACUUGCUCCAUUAUGUUCCCAUGCCAAUCUUCCUCAUUGUCCUCUAUUGGAAAGUCAUCGAGCAUGAGCUUCAAAUCCUGAUCCUUUUUCUCCUGGUUAGCAAGCUGAAGGUUAAUUCUUCCCCCAAAAUGAUUCAUACCAUCCAGCCCAAUACUGUUUCUGUUGACCCGACUGUUUGUAAGUGUAUUAAUCUCUUUGUUUGAGCAGAAAGUCUGAUCAUCCACUCUCUGUUUCAUCAUUUCAAUCUGAGAUUUCUCAGGAGCCACCUUGGCCCGAUCAUCCACCGAACCUUCAUUAUCCAGCACAUCCGAAAGUUGACUAUCAGAGAUGAUUUUUUGUUCUAUUUCCUUAUUAAGCAUCAAGACUUCAGAUGAGUUCACCGUAUCAGUGUGGUCUUCAACUUUUUUUAGAUCGGAUGAAAAGAAUCCUUUUGUGGGAUGAAACGCCGCAAUGGGUAUCUCAUCAUAAAUCUCUUGCAGUGUCCCCUCCACCCCAGCAUCUUCCUCCAUAUCCUCCUGAGAUUCUCCAAAACUAGAAUCUUGAUUUUUCUCUAACUCCUUCCCUUUCCUCUCAAAUUUCCCCCCUUUUUCUCAUCAUUCCUCCCAGGUCUGUUCCUGUCUUUAUCUUGAUCUUUAUCAUCUUGUUUUCUAGAUCCACUCGUCCCUGACAAGUAAGGAGAUCGAGUGCGAACUCCCUCAGCCACAACCUUCAGUUCAUAUCCCACUUUGUUGAAGAAGACUUCAAUGAAACCUUUAAUUCGAGAGGGGUCCCGACAAUCCACUUUGACUCUAGCUGGUCCCUCCUUGAUAAUACUUAGCUCAUCGACCACCACUGGCUUACCCACUAGGCUUGCUACUUCUCUUAUAAUCCCCUCCUCGCGCGCAAUGUCCGGCAGGUUGUAAAUUUUGAUCCAAACACACUGAAGCACCGAUGAAGCCAUCAGAUCUGAGUUGGCUUUGGUAACUUGAACUCUGUAACUGUAUAAAGGCAACUCAAGACUGCUCAGUUUAGCAUAUGAUUCCAGCGAGCUUUUGUCCGGAAAGGAGGCACUAAAAUCAUGUUUGUCCAUCCUCCUAACCCUGAAAUCCCAGUUAGCUUACACCAGAUUUUAAGCUCUCUGUCCAAUUUCUCUUCUGUGGGUUCCCCCUCAAGAAUGUGAAUAACAGCAUUCAACAUAUUCACCUGCACUUUUUUCUCAGGAAUAUCAAAACCAAAGAAGCCCUGCUCCGGAAUUCCAAAUCCAAACAACCUAAGUUUCUUGUUAUUUUGGCAUUCCGCCGCCAUAUGCCCAGACUCUUUACAUUUGUAGCAUAGAGGGUCAUUCGGGCAGUCAGCUUGAUGGUGUCCAGAUUGAGAGCAACGGAAGCAUCUAAUCUCCUUGACCAGACCUUCCUGGAUUUUAGAAUCCCUGCCCUGCUGCAUGCAAACUCCAAAACCAGAAGGUCUUCCCCUCUCUGAACAUGGCUGAGAGCCUUGUUCCCUAUCACGAUUUUCUUGGUUUUUGCUUCCCCUACCCCCUGUCUCAUUCCUAUCAACAGAGCGAAAACCCCCAAAGCCACCCCUAGCUGGCACAAAAUUCCCACGCCCUCUCCAGAAACCACCCCUCCGAGGAAUUUUGUUACCUGUAAAGCUUCCUUGACGAUGAUGCCCCACAUCUUGCUGAUCCUGCUCAGUGUGUUCCCCUGGGGCCCUCUGGAGCUUGGAUCGUAGGUCUUCCUCCCUGCUGAACUCCGAAUCCAGUAAGUCAUCCUCUUCCAUCCAAUCCUUUGGGGGUCGCUUCCAGCUAUUUCCCCCCGAUUCUCUUCUCCACGCCAUCCUUCCCUCCUUAACCACCUGAGAAAAGGAUCGCACAAAUGGCGUCGGUGGCUCAACUCUCUUGAUACGUCUAGCCCUUUGCCCUAGCCGGCGAACCUCUUCUGGUCUUGCCUGGUAUCCUUUACCUGAGAGAAUGUUGGACCUGGGCACCCAUAACCAUUUCGGGUUAAUGGGCCUCCAGGAAUGUCUGAACACCUGGGCCAGGGAGAGGCCCAAACAACCUUGCUUCUCCUUCCCAACUUCCAAACGACCAUCCCUGGUGGUAGAACCGACUUCCAUCUUGGAAAUCGCAAGGCCAUGUUGAGCAUCCUUGCAUGAAUGGCCUAUAUCAGUUUUUGGCUUUGCCAUCAUUCUCACCCUUGAGAAUGUGAAAUCCAAAUCGUCAUCAACCUUGUCAUCUUCAGGCCCAAACUCCAUCUCCCAACCCCUAACGGCAGCCACCGCGACCCAGCUCCAAGGACCCCUCAGCAGCGCCCAAGGAGACAACGUACCCCAAAACUUACCAAUGGGAGGGUCCUAUUGCGCAGCAUGCUGAAGACCCCAGGGAGAAAAGGCAGAGCGCUACCCACCCACAGUUAUGUCAGCAGCGACGCCCAAUCCCCCUCGACCUCGCCGUCUUCCUUGUUCGCCCAAGCGGCUAUGGCAAAUGGGGGCGGAAGCCGCUGGGGGAAGCGACAACGACGAGCAGUGGGCGGCAGGAGCGAGCCCACCGAACAGCGCGGGAACGGACGGGAACGGGAGACGUCGGGGGGGGGGGAGCGGUAGGAGGUGGGGCAGAGCGCAGACGGGGAGAAGCACGGGUGAGAGUCUGGGAGACCGAACCUCGACGGAGCGCGGGUGCUUUCGCAACGGCGCCGGCGUCGCUGAGCUCGACGAUGGCGUCGCCUUGGUUUCGCCUUCACUCGCCCAGUCGCCAAGUUAGAAACUAGGAUUAGGACGGCGUGUGCUUGCGGGUAUCAGUUCAGGAUGCCAUUGGCGAGAAGGUGCUGGAGGCAAGUUCUGUGGAGGAUUUGAUAUCAACGUUUUCACAAAGGUUCAUCAGACUGGGGAUGUAUCACUUAUGCCGGACGUAUCCGUCGAGCUUGUGUCAAACAUGAUGGAAGAGGGAAAAAAACCUUCUGUUGCAGCCAUUCAAGGUCUUGCAUUGGGUGGUGGCCUAGAGUUGACUAUGGGUUGUCAUGCUCGGAUAUCUACUCCUGAAGCUCAACUUGGAUUGCCAGAGCUAACCCUUGGCAUCAUCCCUGGAUUUGGAGGUACCCAGCGUUUGCCGAGGCUUGUAGGUCUACCCAAAGCAAUUGAAAUGAUGCUGCAAAGUAAGUUCAUUACGGCAAAGGAAGGGAAGGAACGUGGUUUGAUUGAUGCCCUUUGCUCUCCUGAUGAAUUGAUAAAGACAUCACGUCUUUGGGCUCUGGAAAUUGCUAAUUGCCGUAAACCUUGGAUGAGGUCUCUUGGCAGAACAGAUAGGCUUGGACCACUCUCUGAAGCUCGUGCUGUGUUAAAUGCAGCAAGACAGCAAGCAAUGAAGAUCGCACCAAACAUGCCACAAAACCAGGCCUGCCUGGAUGUGAUGGAGGAAGGCAUAUUAUGUGGAGGCCAAGCUGGUGUUUUGAAGGAGGCCAUGGUUUUCAAGGAGCUGGUGAUAGCACCAACAUCAAAGGCUCUUGUCCAUGUUUUCUUUGCACAACGUUCCACGACAAAGGUGCCAGGUGUAACUGAUGUUCAACUGAAACCAAGGCCAAUUAGAAAAGUUGCUGUUAUUGGUGGUGGUCUGAUGGGAUCUGGAAUUGCCACAUCACUUCUUGUUAGCAACAUUUCUGUUGUGCUCAAGGAAGUAAACCCUCAGUUUCUGCAAAGGGGAGAGAAAACAAUAGCAGGUAAUCUUGAGGGCCUGGUCAAAAGAGGUUCACUAACAAAGGAUAGGAUGCACAAGGCCAUGGCCCUUCUCAAGGGUGCUUUGGAUUAUUCAGAUUUCAAGGAUGUUGAUAUGGUUAUUGAGGCUGUUAUCGAGAAGAUUCCUUUGAAGCAAUCAAUAUUUGCUGACAUUGAGAAAAUCUGUCCAAAACAUUGCAUACUUGCAACAAACACAUCCACCAUUGAUUUGAAUGUUGUUGGCAAGAAGACAAAUUCUCAAGAUAGAAUUAUAGGGGCUCACUUUUUCAGCCCUGCUCAUAUUAUGCCCUUGCUUGAAAUUGUUCGGACGGAGAAGACAUCACCACAAGCUAUCCUUGAUCUCAUCACCAUUGGGAAGAUAAUAAAGAAAGUCCCUAUUGUGGUCGGCAACUGCACAGGAUUUGCAGUCAACCUUACAUUUUUUCCUUACACACAGGGUUCUCAUCUUCUAGUUAGUCUUGGUAUUGAUGUUUUCAGAAUUGAUCGAGUAAUAAGCACCUUUGGCAUGCCAAUGGGACCUUUUCAACUCCAAGAUGUGGCUGGGUAUGGAGUUGCCUUGGCAGUAAAGGAUAUCUACGCUGAUGCCUUUGGAGAAAGAAAUUUGGACUCUGACCUUGUGGAUUUGAUGGUAAAGGAUGGACGACAAGGAAAGGUGAACGGCAAAGGUUACUACAUUUAUGAGAAGGGUGGGAAGCCAAAGCCAGAUCCUAGUGUUAAGCAUGUUAUCGAGGAGUACCGAAAGCACGCAAACACAAUGCCUGGUGGAAAGCCUGUUACUUUAACGGAUCAAGAUAUUUUGGAGAUGAUUUUCUUCCCAGUUGUGAAUGAGGCAUGCAGGGUUAUGGAUGAAAAUGUUGUAAUUCGAGCUUCUGAUCUUGAUAUUGCUUCUGUUCUUGGAAUGGGCUUUCCUAAAUACAGGGGUGGUCUUGUCUUCUGGGCUGACACUGUUGGAGCACCUUACAUACAUUCUAAGCUAAGCAAGUGGGCUGAAAUUUAUGGCCCCUUCUUCAAACCAUCAUCAUAUUUGGAACAGCGAGCUAAGAGUGGUGUACCAUUGAGCGCACCAGGAGCUUCGCAGCAAGGUUCGGCGAGGUCACGCAUGUGAGGUGCUGUCCAGCAUUGAGCAGAAUAAUGCAGAAUACUUGCGGGAUGAGCCAUUGACGGCUGCUUCGCUGAUCAAAACACCUCCGUGAACACAAACAUGAGGCACAGAAGAAAUGAUGAAAAAUAAAGGGAUUGUAACAGUUUUGGUGCCUUUGACUGUAACUGGCAGAGUUUCUGGGGACAGAGUGGCAUGGAUUAAUUGCACCUGAUCACUCUGUAUGUCGCUGUCAUGUGUGCAAUGUUCAAUACGUACGUAAUAAAGAAUGGAAAUAUAUGCCGCAAUCA
Messenger RNA from Zea mays, 5599 nucleotides. RefSeq names its product peroxisomal fatty acid beta-oxidation multifunctional protein. Lineage: Eukaryota; Viridiplantae; Streptophyta; Magnoliopsida; Poales; Poaceae. Gene Ontology annotation, biological process: fatty acid beta-oxidation. The coding region runs from base 3381 to 5315 and encodes 644 amino acids. The transcript has 17 exons. Gene Ontology annotation, cellular component: peroxisome. Gene Ontology annotation, molecular function: NAD+ binding; (3S)-3-hydroxyacyl-CoA dehydrogenase (NAD+) activity. The record is from RefSeq and is a predicted model, not a curated record.